UAGCUACUACCAAGUUCACGGCGAUCUAAUCUCUAACAACACUUGUCCCUUUGUAACUAGCAAGACGUUUAUUAGACGGCUGUGAAAAGCGUAGCCUGUAGGUCGGGAUGCCGGACAAGGUUCUCAAAACGCUGAAAUAAAUAAUCCUUAAAGCGCCUGAGUCGAUCAGCCGUGAUGGCGUGGAGAACGGAGUUAAUAUGGCUGUCCCCAAUUUAUCUGCUGCCCAUGUAGUAAAGUAGCUUCUUCGCCUUGUGCUGCUGCUGCUGCUGCUGACACGACGCGCAUAACAAGCCGUUUAGUUUCCCAUCAUUUUCAGAGCUCCUUGUCCCCUCCCCUCCAGACACAGACAACAACAUACACCUUAAUAGGGGCGCGUCUCCGACACAGCCGCCGACCAAUAACCCGUCUGUCUGGGCAGAGACCGAGGGGGAUGAGCGCCUGUCGAGGCCCAAUCAGCGCCUUUGUGUUGCCUGCCGGUGCCGGGGACUGGUCGUGAGGAGCUACUGCGGCGCUUCGGGAUCGGCGAGUGAACCCGGAUCCAGAGCAACCUGAAGGGCGAAGGCGAGUCAGGAUGGAGCGGAUGUCUGAGGAGGCGUUGCGGUUGAACCUGCUCAAGCGGGGUUUGGAGACAGCGGACGAGAGGGAGGAGGCUCUGGCCAAGCGUCUGAAGAUGGAGGGUCAUGAGGCCAUGGAGAGGCUGAAGAUGCUGGCCCUGCUCAAGCGGAAAGACUUGGCUGCCCUAGAAGGCGCUGCUAUGGCAGCGGCCAUGGCCGAGGGCAAAGGCCCGGGAGGCAGCCAGGGACUUAUGGGGGCCUCUGCCUACGAGGAGAAGCUGAAUGGCAGCAUGAGGGUGGUAAGCCACGGAGGGCCCAGCAAGAACGGCAAAGAGAACAUGAUGGACGAACCUGUAGAUAUGAGCGCAAAGAGGAGCGAUGUUGAUCGAGAGAGACGCACUCCAUCUCCAGACGUGAUCAUCCUGUCAGAUAACGAGGCGUCAAGCCCACGCAGCACCCCGCACCCAGAAGAGCGGCACCACCGCCCCAACCUGGAGAUGUUUAAGGGGAAGACAGGUGAGGAGAGGCAGCAGAUGAUCAAAGCGCUGCGUGAGGAGCUGAGGCUGGAGGAGGCCAGGCUGGUGCUGCUGAAGAAGCUGAGACAGAGCCAGAUGCAGAAAGAGAACGUGGUGCAGAAGGUUCCAGUGGUCCAGAACACCCCCUCCUCUGUUCAACCCUCUCCCAUCCACAGCUCACAGGGGUUGACUAAGCUGCCCGUUCGACCGGGCAUGCACACAUCUGAGCCCCAGAACCUCCGCGCUGCACAGGGCCACACGGUGAUCAGGUCCGCUGCCAGUGCCUCCCUGCCCCCGAUGAUGAUGUCCCAGCGGGUGAUCGCCCCUAACCCAGCCCAGCUGCAGGGUCAGAGAGUGCCCUCUAAGCCUGGCAUGGGCCGAUCCUCCACAGGAAGUAUGGGCAACGCAGUCAACUACCAGCAGGCUGCCAGCCAGCAGGUGGCGGCCUCCCAGCGCUCCAACUCCUCCACGGCCAUCUACAUGAACUUGGCCCACAUGCAGGCGGCGGGGGUGCCAGGUGUCGGGGUGGGUGUGAGCGGGGUGGGGGCGGUCAGCCCCUCCACACUGCCUAGCGGGUCUAGCGUGGCCGCUGUGGGCAGCGUGAGCUCACUGAACGACCAGGCCAGCAGCCAAGCGGCUGCCAAACUGGCCCUACGCAAGCAGCUGGAGAAAACCCUGCUGGAGAUCCCACCACCCAAACCCCCCGCCCCCCUGCUCCACUUCCUGCCCUCAGCCGCCAACAGCGAGUUCAUCUACAUGGUGGGGUUGGAAGAGGUGGUGCAGAGUGUCAUCGACAGCCAGGGUAAAAUGAGGGGUUCACUCUCCCGCUUGGAGCCGUUUUUCUGCGCUCAGUGCAGAACAGACUUCACCCCCCACUGGAAGCAGGAGAAAAGCGGACGCAUUCUGUGCGAACAGUGUAUGACCUCCAAUCAGAAGAAGGCCCUGAAGGCCGAGCACACCAACCGGCUGAAGAACGCUUUUGUCAAGGCCCUGCAGCAGGAGCAGGAGAUCGAGCAGAGGCUGCAGCAGCAGGCAGCUUUGUCCCCGAGUGCAGCUCAGACUGUGCCCAGCGUCAGCAAGGCUGAGAGUAUGAUCAGACACCAUGCCCUCCGACAGGCGCCUCAGCCACAGGCUGCCCUGCAGCGAGGUCUGUCCAGCUCAGCGCGGGGCGUGCUCUCUAACUUUGCCCAGGCCUCCCAGCUGUCAGUGGCCAGUGGUCUGUUGGGCAUGACCAGCAAGCGCUGCGGAGGGGGCAGCAGCAGUCGGCCGCAGCACGAAAGCCGCCGGCAAAUCUACAACAUCCCUGGACUGAAUAUUGCCUAUUUGAACCCUGGAGCCGUGGGAGGCCACAAGGCAUCCAGUCUAGCAGACCGACAGAGGGAGUACCUGCUGGACAUGAUCCCCCCUCGCUCCAUAUCUCAGUCCAUCACCGGCCAGAAAUGAGCUCCAGCAGACCGACGAGCCCCUUCUGGACACCCCUUCACUCCUAAAUCCCCCACACACUCUUACACACGCACACACAUACAUGCACUUCACACACACACAAAAAUACACACAUACACACACAGAGAAAUACACACAGCAACCAUCACCCCCGUCGCAUGCAGUGCCUGUCCGUGUGCCUACCCAACUAACCCAUGAGAACGACUCAGACGCCAGAUGAUGAACAACAGACUGUCAGUGCAUCUCGACUUCAGUUUCCUACUAUAGCAAAGCUCUUUAUUUCAACUUAUUAUUGCUGUUGUUAUUGCUCUGUCUAUUAUUAUUAUUAUUACUUCUGUUGCAGGUAUUCUUAUUAUGAUUAUUAGUAUUCUUAGUGACUUGUUUUGUUUUUUUUCUUUUCUUUUUUUCUUGCAUAUUUUAUUUAUUUCUUUUGUGAGGGAGGAGGCUAGAUGCCAGGGUCACUUGAAAACGGUUGCUCUUCUGUUGUUGUUUUUUUUCUUCCUUCUGAGCUUCCUCCCUUUUGCACCCUGUAAAAUGAUGAGAGUUAACUCUCUCAUGACGAAAGCUCUUCUUUUUCUUUGAUUGUUUAUUCCCUCACUGAAGCUUACAUCUACGGCUAAGCUUUCAGAAUGAGAACAUUUCGGCUAUGCCAUCUGGAAAGUCCAGAGUCUUUGUAGCAAAUGUAUUUAACUACCAGUCCUUUAAGGAAAGAGCCUUGGUGGAGACUGGGUUUCCGACUUUUCUGGUAGACUGAUCCUAAUGCACUGAGACGCUGAUUUGACAGUUUCUUUGCCUUGAGAAGGCCACACAGUAUCGUGAGAACACUAGGAGAAUCUGCAGACUCGCUGAUGGAUGAUGACACUGAUGUUGAAGGAUGUUCUGGCCUGUAUCUUGUACUGCACACAGGAGGGGGCGGGAGCGUGGUUCUGAUGAGGGCGUUGCCACUGAAUUUAUAGAAUCUGCAGCAAAUUUUGAAACCCAUCCCUGUUUAAUCCUGCCAUGGAUGGUCUUCCCCCAAAUCAAUGCCUACGCUUUCACCGGACACUGUGGCGCCAAUGCUCUGAGAACGGCUUCCCCUUGUGGUGCCACAUGAUUGGCUGUGUAAGAAGGGAUUUAGAAUUCCAUUAUCACCAUGAACUUUAUUACUCCCCUUUGAGUUUCAGUUCUCCUUUAUUUUCUAUUUUUAUUUGUUACAUUUUAGUUUUUUUGUUUUCUCUUUUCCUUUUUGGCGGCGUCUCUUGCUGAAACGGUUGCGUAUCUGAAAGGUACUUACCACAGGAGACGAUAAUCAUGGAAAAACUAAAGCAGACGGAAACUAUUCAAAUAUCUAUAAGGUUUAUGUAUAGAUUCUUAGCAUGAGAGAAGGUUUAAGAGAAGGAGAUGCAUAUAUCUAUAGUGGCAUAGGCAAAGGAUCAAUCAGCGUGUUAGGGCAAUGCACGCGAGGUGCCUCGUUCUCCAGGAGCACUUUUGUUGUUUAGAAGAAUGAGGGGGAAAAUGGGAAGCGGGGUGGGGCGGGUGGGAUAAUAUGGUUAGAAACAGGACAAGAAUGUUACAGCUGCCAGGCUCUUGAAGGUAUGGAUGGCACCACACUGUCUGAGAGAGACAGAACAGACAGAGACCAGAGAGACAGAGAGAGACCACAUUGCAUGUUUUCCAGAGAAUCUUGUGCUAGAGAAACACUUGUGGUUAUCCAUGGUCAGUGUUCGCUGCUCUGCCCCCUAGUGGAAGCCUGCAGUAACUUGUGUAGGUAGUACAUAAGCAAGUAUGUGAACAGUUACGUUCACUACGCAGCACGAAUAUCUCUAACCAUAGACUUGCUGUUUCUGUUAAAUCAUGAUCAAGGAUUUGAGCCCAAAAUAGUAAAAAUGUUGAGAAAAGGACAUUUCUGUUACAGUGCAGUGACUCUCUCUCAGUGGACAACCGUCCUGUUACUAUAUUCCUGUUUCCUUCUUUUUUUUUUUUCAGAUGGCAGUUUGGGCAGUAUGUAAUGUGUUGCGUAAGGUGUAGCAGCAGCAGCAGCAGUGUUUGGUCAGUAUGCAGUAUUAGCAGUUGGAUUGGCUGUAAUAUAUGAAUAGGGCCCUGUGAUUUCUGCAUGUAUGUACAGGACAGAAAUGAAAAAUUAACAAUUCUGAAAAAAGAAUGAAAGCUGAAUUUUGGGGAAAAAUUAAACAUUUAUUUUAUAGGGUACUAAAUAUAGUUAGACAGAAAUCCACAAUUGUAUUUAUUUUUUAAGUUUGUUUUUUUAGGGUGGUAGACAGCAUUUAAGCCACUUGACUUUGCCCUCACUCUCCUAUUAAAUUAGCACUUGACACAAAUGCUGUAUUACAGCAGUAUGUAUCGAUUUUACAGGAAAGUGGGGUCAUUAGAUUAAAAGUUGUCCGAUUCCCAGAAUUUUGUAGCCACAGCACUCAAAUUUAGGCACUUACCUCAACCAUUCCCAACCAGAUUGUUUCAUUUAGGCAUUGGACUCUGAGGUCAGCAUGCAGGUCAAGCACAGCAUGAGGGCUUUCUGCUGAAGCACUCCCGCUUCACACGUUUCCUGAAAGAGGCAAAACAUGUAGAGUCAGUGCACCGGUCAGUGCAGGUGUACUGCUGUGGUUUGGUUUGGACAGAGCGAUGCAACUUUUAAACAAAUCAUGGAAACUACCUUUGGCUUUGAUUCGCAGGUGCAAUAUUAGAUAGUAGAAAGUUUACACUUGUGUUUAUACUGUCUUUGAAUCAGCCCCCUUUUAUUAAAAUGCUUUUGCGUUUUUUUUCCCCUCCUUCUUUUACCUACCAUCAUUUUUAUGAUUCAUUUUUUUUUAACUAUAAUUCUGUUUUUGGUGUGUUUUUUUUUUUUAAUACAUUCUCUUAUUAAAGCAAAUGCAGGACGUGUAUAGUCAGUCCCCCUCUCUCUCUCUCUCCCCUCUACUCUCUCUGCCAGACUGUAAUGGAUGCAUCCAUAUACCUUUGAUAUCUACCAGUUGGACUUAUAAAAUGAAAUGUCAUUUUCUAGACUUUUGAAGUAUUACACUUCCUUUGAUGACUCCUCUACGUUUGGUUUGCAGAUUUCAUUUCUGAUAUUUCUUAUGGGAAAAAAAAAAUCAAGUUAAAUCAAACUAAAAAAAAAAUGAACUAUGAGAUGACAAACACAAUACUUGCUAGGUCAGAAGUAAUAAUGACUUAUUGUACAUACGCUUUUUUUCUUUUCUUUUUUUUUUUUGGUCCCUUGAAUUUAAAAAAUGAAAUGAAAUUAAAAUGGUUGUAAAUUGUGUAGAAAAGCAAACAAAAAGCCAUGAAUAUUGUGAAGCUUGUCAUUUUGUUUUGUGAUCACUGUGUAUUAUUGUGUAACAAAUGUGCAAAAUGUACGGGAUUAUACUUCUCUUGUUUUUUGUGAAUGAGCUCUUUUUCGAUGCAUUUUUCUCCCUGGCUGUAUGUUUUUGUAGUAUGUAGUAUUUGCAAAAGGAAAGAAGAAAAAGAUUUUGUCCUGGUGGAGCGUUUGAUCCAUUCUGCAGUCUUUGGGCUGGGACUUUAAUGGGAUAUUCUUGUAUAUGUCACUUUUUGUGUGUGUUGCUGAUUUUUAUUUGAUUCUUUUGUCGAUAACAUUGAAGUUAAACCAAUGUUCAGUGAAAUACAUUGAUUUCUCCAGAUGUCCCACGUGGACUGUCCGCCUCACAAGGCUCAGAGUGGAUCAGACAUUUGACAGUAUUACCCCACACCUGACCAAAUCCAAAGCACUCACCUGUAGAGGCGAAAUCCGGCGAUGCGCACAUUUACCUACCUUCAGUUGUUCAGUUUGAGUUGAAUUACAGGGUGUCAUUGACCCUUUUGGGAGACUAUGUCAAUUCUCAUUUUCUAUUUACUCAUGAUUAUAUAAAGCUUUCUUCAGUAGACUUAAGUAUGCCUCUUAUUCAUGUUUUCCCCUAGUGGGGAACUUUUGCAAUGCUCUUAUUUUGUUUUCCAUGGAGAGUUGUAUACAUUGUAUACGUCCAUGUUUUAUGGAGAACUUGUUUUUUUUUUUUUUUUUACUGUUCUGAUGCGUACUGCUUUCAGUUUAGUAAAAUCUUAAGAUUAAAAAAGUGGGACUAUUUUGCACACUUUUUAAGUAUUGAAUAUAAAGAUUGUGACAUUUCUUAGAUAUUCGUUCACAUUUCAUUGUCAUGGAGUAACUGUCCAUAAUUCUCUGAUUGGACAAUCAGCUUUUCUGGAGACAAGCGUUUUAGCACUGGGGUUUAUGUCUCUCCACCACGUGAUGUCACUCUAGUUUUAAAAUUCUUUAUUUUAUAUUUUUUGUCCUUGUUCUUUUACUGCUAAGACUUUUUGUUUUUCCUGAUUUCUUGUUAAUUGUUGCAAAAUACAGGUCAUUUUUGUUGAAGUGGGAGAUGGGCUUGGAUCAUAUUUUCUUUGAUUUUAAAUUUUUUUCAACUUUUGAAUCUUUUGUAAACAGGACUUGGCUGCAAUCCACCAGUUUGAAUAUUCAAAACACUUGGCAAUAUGUAAAUCUUUUUUGUUAAAAGAAAAAAAAAAUGUGAUUAAGUUUUAAAAAGAACAACUGGGCUUGGGAUUGGCUUAAAAUGGUAAUGAAUUUGAAGCAAAGCUAAAAAUGUGUUUUUUGUCAAGUUCUUUUUUUUUCAUUUUUUUUUCAUUUGGAACAUUUAAUCCAGACCUUUUGCACAUCCUUGAUAUUUAACUGUCAAAAAAAUGGAGAUGAAAAAAACGCUGUUUGAUUACUGCCGGUUGAUUAACAACAAUUAUGCAUUGACUGAAAAAAAUAAGCUAAUUUUGGAGGAAAUAACUUUGUAAUAUUUAUCUCUUGCAAGCUAUGUUUAAUAAAGGAUGGAACAGUUUA
Messenger RNA from Astyanax mexicanus (Mexican tetra), 7340 nucleotides. RefSeq names its product GATA zinc finger domain containing 2B (gene gatad2b). Gene Ontology annotation, molecular function: sequence-specific DNA binding. The transcript has 11 exons. Gene Ontology annotation, biological process: negative regulation of transcription by RNA polymerase II. NCBI's taxonomy places the organism in Eukaryota, Metazoa, Chordata, Actinopteri, Characiformes, Acestrorhamphidae. The coding region runs from base 572 to 2512 and encodes 646 amino acids. Gene Ontology annotation, cellular component: NuRD complex. The record is from RefSeq and is a predicted model, not a curated record.